AUGCAAAAAGUGCUGUUGGAUGAGCCUUCUCAUCUCAGCUCCGUUCGGAAUGCUCUCGAAGGCCUUUCUCUCAUUUUCCCGAAUCAACUUCAAUUAAUUCAAACAACAACCUCUCAUAAUGAUGAUCAGACUGAUCAACAACAACAAGACUCAACCAUGGAUACCAUAUUAUUGAGAAAAAAUCAUGAUAAUACGAAAUUUGUUUCUCUCAUUUCUGGUGGAGGAAGCGGGCACUCUCCUUCUCACGAGUCUUUUGUUGCAAAAGGAAUGCUGACCGCUGCUGUAUGUGGAGCAGUCUUUACAUCUCCUUCUACUUCUCAAAUCUAUAGAGCAAUUCAAGCAGUGACAAGGACGAAUAAGCAAAAUGGAAAGGGUUGUUUGUUGAUUGUGAAAAAUUACACGGGUGAUAUUUUAAAUUUCAAAUUGGCAAGAGAAAUGGCACUUCAAAAUGAUUAUCAUGUCGAGAUGAUCGUUGUUGGGGAUGAUGUCACACAUCAGAGAGGAGUUGCAGGAACAGUGUUUGUGCAUAAACUAUGUGGAGCUAUGGCAGAUGAUCGUUAUACUCUGAAUGAUAUUAUGAAUGUAAUGAAAUCAUUUCAAAUAAUGUCUUCACCUUCUUUGGAGGAAAUUAGUUUUGAUAAGCCCUUCAUUAGGAGUAUUGGAGUAGGACUGAAUAGUAUUACUUUACCUGGCCAUAGCGAGCCACUUUAUGACUUGAAAGAUACUGAUGCUGUGUAUGAGUUGGGUUUAGGUAUUCAUGGAGAAAAGGGAGUUUCAAGAUUGGAGUAUCCAAAUGUAAAGCCAGCAACGGAGAUUUCACAAAUAAUGCUUAAGCAAUUAAUUCCUCUUGAUACAAUGCUGUCAACCACUGUAUCUCAUGAAAAAAAGAAAUGCGCCUUAAUGAUCAAUAAUUUGGGUUCAACAACCCUGUUGGAGAUUUAUAAUAUUGUAAAAAUUGUCGUCACAAUGUUGCAACAAUGUAACUUUGUACUGGAGAGAAUUUAUGUUGGAACAUUUAUGACAGCUCUUAAUAUGCAUGGCAUCUCUUUAACAUUACUAAAUUUAGGAGCAACCGGCAAUGAAAAAAUUUUACAAUUUUUAGAUUGGAAAACAGAUUCCAUAUUUUGGCCAGAUAGUUUUAAAUUAAUCUCUCUCGAAGAUUCAAUUGAAAUGCGUCAUGUAUCCUAUUUAACUGUAGACUCACAAUGUGAUGCAUUUAAGGGUGAGACUUGUAAUGUGUCCGAGAGUGAGCAUGUUGAGACUUUUGGAAAAUUAUUGGAAAUUAUAUGCAAUCAUAUUGAGUCGAGAUAUCAAUAUUACAAUAGCUUGGACAGUGCCGUUGGAGAUGGUGACUUUGGAGAUUCCGCAAAACGAGCUGUCAAGCACAUCAGAAUAGAUAUUUUAACAAGGAUCAAAUCGAUCGAAAGCAUGCAAGAGUUAUUUUAUCGUAUUGGUACCUCUAUACAACAAGCUGGAGGUAGCAGUGGAGCCAUAAUUUCCAUGUUUUUCUUAAAGUAUGCUCGCUCAUUACGAGAAUCAAUAGUUGGUGAGACCAUGAAUUUCAGAAAGAGAAAUAUUAAGGCCUUUCAAGAAGGAGUUCAGGGCAUGAUGGAAAUUGGUGAUGCAAAAGUCGGUGAUAAAACUCUUCUUGACACUCUCAUUCCUAUCAGCGACUUCCUGGAGAGAAUAGACCUUACUACAGCUGAGAGUAGUAUGGUCAAGUCUCAUCUCUCACAAGCCAUUUUAGAUAUCGCUCAAAAGGGAAUGCUUUCAACCAAAGACAUGUUGGCCAAGCGUGGGAGAGCAAGAUAUCUUGGAGAGAGAGUCAUUGGCCACAUAGACCCAGGUGCAUUUUGCAUGUUUGAGAUUGUAGAGCUAUGGGCCAAAUGGUUUUCUGGUGAAACACAUUGCAGAGAGUAA
Molecule: messenger RNA, 1920 nt
Organism: Naegleria fowleri
Lineage: Eukaryota; Heterolobosea; Eutetramitea; Acrasida; Naegleriidae
Exons: 6
Coding region: 1-1920 (639 amino acids)
Biological process (GO): glycerol catabolic process
Cellular component (GO): cytosol
Molecular function (GO): glycerone kinase activity
Source: RefSeq, a predicted model, not a curated record